Messenger RNA from Closterium sp. NIES-65, 2817 nucleotides. NCBI's taxonomy places the organism in Eukaryota, Viridiplantae, Streptophyta, Zygnematophyceae, Desmidiales, Closteriaceae. The record is from the annotation of a GenBank genome assembly.
AUGGACGUGGACAUGGACGUGGACGUGGACGUGGACAUGGACGUGGACGUGGACAUGGACGUGGACGUGGACGUGGACGUGGACAUGGACGUGGACAUGGACGUGGACAUGGACGUGGACAUGGACGUGGACAUGGACGUGGACGUGGAGGACUUGGACGUGGACAUGGACGUGGACGUGGACGUGGACAUGGACGUGGACAUGGACGUGGACAUGGACGUGGACGUGGACAUGGACGUGGACAUGGACGUGGACAUGGACGUGGACGUGGACGUGGACAUGGACAUGGACGUGGACAUGGACGUGGACAUGGACGUGGACAUGGACGUGGACGUGGACAUGGACGUGGACAUGGACGUGGACAUGGACGUGACGUGGACGACGUGGACGUGGACGUGGACGUGGACGUGGACAUGGACGUGGACAUGGACGUGGACGUGGACGUGGACAUGGACGUGGACAUGGACGUGGACAUGGACGUGGACAUGGACGUGGACAUGGACGUGGACGUGGACGUGGACAUGGACGUGGACGUGGACAUGGACGUGGAGGACUUGGACGUGGACAUGGACGUGGACGUGGACGUGGACGUGGACAUGGACGUGGACAUGGACGUGGACAUGGACGUGGACGUGGACAUGGACGUGGACAUGGACGUGGACAUGGACGUGGACGUGGACGUGGACAUGGACAUGGACGUGGACAUGGACGUGGACGUGGACGUGGACAUGGACGUGGACAUGGACGUGGACAUGGACCGUGGACAUGGACGUGGACAUGGACGUGGACGUGGACAUGGACGUGGACAUGGACGUGGACAUGGACGUGGACGUGGACGUGGACAUGGACAUGGACGUGGACAUGGACGUGGACAUGGACAUGGACAUGGACGUGGACGUGGACGUGGACGUGGACAUGGACAUGGACAUGGACGUGGACGUGGACGUGGACGUGGACAUGGACGUGGACAUGGACGUGGACAUGGACGUGGACGUGGACAUGGACGUGGACAUGGACGUGGACGUGGACGUGGACGUGGAUGUGGACAUGGACAUGGACGUGGACAUGGACGUGGACGUGGACGUGGACGUGGACAUGGACGUGGACAUGGACGUGGACAUGGACGUGGACAUGGACGUGGACAUGGACGUGGACGUGGAGGACGUGGAUGGACAUGGACGUGGACGUGGACGUGGACACGUGGACAUGGACGUGGACAUGGACGUGGACAUGGACGUGGACGUGGACAUGGACGUGGACAUGGACGUGGACAUGGACGUGGACGUGGACGUGGACAUGGACAUGGACGUGGACAUGGACGUGGACAUGGACGUGGACAUGGACGUGGACGUGGACAUGGACGUGGACAUGGACGUGGACAUGGACACAUGGACGUGGACAUGGACGUGGACAUGGACAUGGACAUGGACGUGGACGUGGACGUGGACGUGGACAUGGACAUGGACACGUGGACGUGGACAUGGACGUGGACAUGGACGUGGACACGUGGACGUGGACAUGGACGGGACAUGGACGUGGACGUGGACAUGGACGUGGACAUGGACGUGGACGUGGACGUGGACAUGGACGUGGACAUGGACAUGGACGUGGAUGUGGACGUGGACAUGGACGUGGACGUGGACGUGGACAUGGACGUGGACAUGGACGUGGACAUGGACGUGGACAUGGACGUGGACGUGGACGUGGACAUGGACGUGGACGUGGACAUGGACAUGGACGUGGACGUGGACGUGGACAUGGACGUGGACGUGGACGUGGACAUGGACGUGGACGUGGACGUGGAGGACGGGCGUGGACAUGGACGUGGAGUGGACGUGGACGUGGACAUGGACGUGGACAUGGACGUGGACGAUGGACAUGGACGUGGACAUGGACGUGGACAUGGACGUGGACAUGGACGUGGACGGACAUGGACGUGGACGUGGACGUGGACGUGGACAUGGACGUGGACAUGGACGUGGACGUGGACAUGGACGUGGACAUGGACGUGGACAUGGACGUGGACGUGGACAUGGACGUGGACAUGGACGUGGACAUGGACGUGUGGACGUGGACAUGGACGUGGACAUGGACGUGGACAUGGACGUGGACGUGGACGUGGACAUGGACAUGGACGUGGACAUGGACGUGGACGUGGACGUGGACGUGGACAUGGACGUGGACAUGGACGUGGACAUGGACGUGGACAUGGACGUGGACAUGGACGUGGACGUGGAGGACGUGGACGUGGACAUGGACGUGGACGUGGACGUGGACGUGGACAUGGACGUGGACAUGGACGUGGACAUGGACGUGGACGUGGACAUGGACGUGGACAUGGACGUGGACAUGGACGUGGACGUGGACGUGGACAUGGACAUGGACGUGGACAUGGACGUGGACAUGGACGUGGACAUGGACGUGGACGUGGACAUGGACGUGGACAUGGACGUGGACAUGGACGUGGACGUGGACGUGGACGUGGACAUGGACGUGGACAUGGACGGACGUGGACGUGGACAUGGACGUGGACGUGGACAUGGACGUGGACAUGGACAUGGACAUGGACGUGACGUGGACGUGGACGUGGACAUGGACAUGGACAUGGACGUGGACAUGGACGUGGACAUGGACGUGGACAUGGACGUGGACAUGGACGUGGACAUGGACGUGGACGUGGACAUGGACGUGGACGUGGACGUGGACAUGGACGUGGACAUGGACGUGGACGUGGACAUGGACGUGGACGUGGACGUGGACAUGGACGUGGACGUGGACGUGGACAUGGACGUGGACAUGGACGGGACAUGGACGUGA